This is a messenger RNA of Megalopta genalis, 399 nucleotides long. The record is from RefSeq and is a predicted model, not a curated record. Lineage: Eukaryota; Metazoa; Arthropoda; Insecta; Hymenoptera; Halictidae.
AAUGAAUGGGCAACCAGUGAGCAUAAUGGAUAUCUUAUCUUCAUUUGGUAUAGACCAUAAAUUAGUUCAUUUUUCCCCCGAUGAUGAUACUUUCAUUGAAGAACCACCAUUAAAUAUUUAGUGGUAUAUGUACUUUGUACUAUAAUAUAUAUACUUUACAAUAAAUUCACUAAACAGAAAAUAUUUAUAUCAUAAAAGUUACAGAAAGUGUCAUAUUAUAAAAGAAUUAAAGUUGUUACCAUAAUAUAUCUUAGAUUUAAUAGGGAUGUGGUUUAAUCGGUUGGGUGUGAUCAAAUAGUUUUGGAUCGUUCACAUAUCUUGGAUCUUUUGUCAUAAAUCCCAUUAAUCCUGGAGAAUAAAAAGUAUUAAGAAUAAAUAAAUAUUUAUAAAAUAUACAAA